Messenger RNA from Nerophis lumbriciformis (worm pipefish), 4842 nucleotides. The record is from RefSeq and is a predicted model, not a curated record. Lineage: Eukaryota; Metazoa; Chordata; Actinopteri; Syngnathiformes; Syngnathidae.
AUGCAGAACUUUUCUAAUAGCCCCACCCCCCAUACUCUUGCCCCUGGCUUUGGCAUGAGGAGUGGAGGUGGACCGUCCUACCCGCCUCAACCAGCAGAACCCCAGUUGUCCCCAAGGAUGGCAGAAGAUUAUGCAGCGAUACAACAGCAGAGCCUGCACAGAAGCCAUCCCCACUCCAGUCAAGCCAGCCCCAUGCUUGCUUACAACGCUCGAAACAGAGGUGUUGUAGAGCCGCCCACACAGGCUAACAUUCACAGCAGCAGUAACAACCCUUACAGGAAAGACACAAUGGAUUAUUAUUUUUCAUUGGGCGCAAAGGACAAAAACAGAAGAGGAGGUCUGGUCUAUGGAACGGGAUUUGGUUACCCAAAUAUUGAUGGACACAUACCUCCACAGUACAGACAUUCUGCCUCUGGGUCUGUAUUAUCAUCUGGCAUCAUGUCACAAUAUUCAGUAGACUAUGGACCUAGCACAGGUUCAGGUGGAGCAUCUGGAGCAUUCUCUCCUCAUCAAUACAACAUGAGUCAGAACGCUGCAAUGCAGGCCAUGCCAGCUUCUCAGAGCCGUCAACAUGGGCAAACAUUCUCUCCUGUCCACCAUGGGCAGCAGCAUCGGAGUUAUCCAAGCUCUGGGCACAGAAUGACCCCUCAAUAUCCACAAUACUCUCCACAGCCUGGAGUGUCCACAGGGUCAUCGGGAAUGUACAGCCCCCCUCCACAGAGAUAUGUUGAUGGGACUGCUAACACCGGUUUUGAUCCCAAAAUCAACAGUUCACACAGUGUCAACUCAAGUGCAAACUCUGUCUCUGGUUCAGCUGCUGCUAACAAUAUGGGGCCAGUGGAAAGUGUUCAGCAGCGUUACCAUGCAGCAAAUUUUUCUGGAUAUAUUCCACAGAUGCAAAUGCUUCACAAGGAAGGCACACUCCAGCAUUGCAACACACAGCACAAUUUAGGUGUGGGUUUUGAAAAUCCUGUUAAAAUGCAGCACCAGAGCCCAAAUAAAAGCACCAUAUAUGGUAAACAUCAACAGGCCUCCACCCCCAGUAUACCUCACACAACAUCUCAAGAACUAGCCAAAUCCCCAAUGCAUCCUCAACAAAGUCAGAUAAACCAAAACCUGAGCCCGAUAUCCAACCCGUCCCCAGCUGCCUCUGCAGUACAUUCACCAAGCUGUAGAUCCACUCCUUCCCCUUUGCUGGGAGUUUCAGAAACCUAUGUCAACACCUCUGGCCAUUCCAACUCUUCAUCUACCGUCCAUAGCAGCAGCCGGAGUCAUAGAUUAAUACAGGCUGUGUCACAGUUAAGUCCGACACCAAACUCAAACAGUAGCAUCAGUAGUUGUGGUAGCAACGGCAGUCACAAAGGUCAUAACAUCAGUAAUAUUGGACUAAACAGUGUGCCACCUACAAGUUGCAACAAAAGUGGUCUAGGUUCAACACAUGCUCCCCGGGAGGAAGGUCCCUGUAGUUAUUCAUCUCCUACAGCUGGAAAAAUACAGGAUGCAGGACUAAAUAGUCUUAAUGCUCUGAGCUCCCAGGUAGCUAAUUUACCCAACACCAUUCAACACAUGCUGCGCACUGACAAUGUAUUCUCACAGAAAAAAGGCAAAGAUGGCGGACAGGUGCAACAAACAGCUCACAGUGUUUCCCCAUUGGAACCAAGAAGUAGAAAUGCAAGUACAGCCUCGAGUACUGGCACACUAAAAGAUGGAACUAUUGUAGGAAUUGCUGAAAGUGCUGGUCUAGAAACUGUUGCUAAUGAAGAUGCCUCUUAUAUGUCAGCUGAGACCAAGACAGAGCAAGAGGAUCAUUUAAUAGAGGGACAUCAAAGAAUGAGGCAGAUGAGUGGUGCAAGCAAUUAUUCAAAGGAUUUGAGUUCUCUAACAGAGGCAUUUGGGAAGAGAGGGCAGGCAAUAGGAACAAAAGGCCAAGAAGACAUUUCUCAAAUUCAUCACUUCCCUAGCCUUUUACAAGAGGUUCUUCAAGGGUAUAAUUUAGAUCGACGUUAUGGAAGACCAGAACAGGCAUUUCCUGCACAUCUCCAAGUUCAACAACAAUUUCAAACACGAUACCCAUAUGGUAUGACAGAAAAUAUUAGGAUGGUGGAUACUGCAGCCAGUGGCACAUUGGGCCAAGUAGGCACCACUGGAAAGCCCCUACAUCCAAAUAACCGGAAUGGAAGUAAAACCAAUUUUGCCACAGGGCCUCAAUCCUCAAUAAAACCAGAAGCAUCCAAUACCAAGGGCACCUUGCCCCAUCAUAAGGCUCAUGGCCCAAAUACAAAUGAACAUGAGGAAGCUAAACCUCCCUGCUUUCCUCCUCCAUACAACGAUGGUAAACCUCAAACUGACGUAACUUCUACUCAACCAAGGGUGCAGCGGCAAACUAAGUCUGGAGGUCCUGCAGAGACAAAUCCUCUUAUUUUGAGAAGAAGAGUGCGUUCUUUUAUCUCUCCUAUUCCUGCUAAAAGGCUACUGCAGGAUCCAUCUCAGCAGAGGGCAGCUACAAAUUCACACCUUCCUGUGGUGCCCUCAGACUCAAACCAUCACAAUGAAGAUGAAUCAACCUCUUCUGAUAUUCCACAGCUCACGUCCCCAUUGCCCGGUGACAAUGCUUUUAAAUCUCUGUCUCCAUCAAGUGGUAAUAUAAAGGCCUUGCCUCCAAAGAAAGGACGUGGUUUGAAACUUGAGGCAAUUGUUCAGAAAAUAUCACCAAGUGUAACAAAGUCUGCAGGCAAUAUUGAUGAUGGAACAAGCCAUUACCCAGGCUUUUCUAAUGCAACAGUCCCACCGUUUACUGAGUCACAGGACCAGGAAAUAAACCAUUUUCCACGUGUUACAGGAGGAGAUGAUUGUUUUGACGAUGUUCACUCAUUAAAUGACAUGAUUCCCUUUAGAGGUGUAGAUGAGACUGGCCCAUUACCACUGUCUGCCUACCCAUGUGAUCCACAAACUCGCAGACAAAAAGACUUUGACUUUGGGUUAGGAGCUUCUGUGGUAUCAGCGUCUGGUGAAAAAGAGGACUUUGCGUUGCUCGGACCUUUACCCCCUCCUCCACCACUUCCUCGUCCAGUUCAGGGGUCUCCACCUCCAUCUUCAUCUGCGCUGUCUGACAUUCAACAUUUUACCAAUACUUACCAGCAGCUUGAGACGAGAAGAGGAGAGCAGUCUGCUGCUAACCUUCUUCGACAGAAAAUUCAAGAAUCUGGCAUAGGAUUUGAUGAUUAUACUGGCAGUGACUACUACAGAGCUACCUCACCCCGUCACAGUCUGUCUCAAGGUCAUGUUCUAAGCAGACAUCAGAUGUCUUCUCCUCGGCCAAAUCUGUCAGCACAAGAUUGUAAAACUCCAGAGAAUGCUGUGCCUAAAGGCUAUUUUCCAUCUGGCAAAAAAAAGGGAAGGCCAGUUGGAAGUGUGAAUAAACAAAAGCGUGCUCAAGGCCAAACACCAAUCCAGUCACAAACCCAAGCUCAAAACAUGAAUCCAAAUUCUCAGCUGCCACCAAUUUCCAUUACAGCAGGCCCAACAAUACCAGACGCAGUUGAAACUACAAGCACGGUCACCUCCAUUAUAGAAAACAAAACCACUCCCCCUCUAACCCCUCCCAUUUUAACCCAGGUUGUUAAAAUGGACGUUGAGAGUGAACCAAUUCAACCAGAGAUUGAUAUCAAACCUGUGAGACGGCGGCGCAAAGGUUUGAAUGACGAAGAUGAAUCACCAGAGAGUCGUCAAAGGAUUAGAAGAGGGGGGGCACCAGCAUCACAAUCAGUGGCAAGAGAUAACCCAGAAAUCCAGUUAGGGGCAAAAGGGCCUAACAGUACAAAUAGAGCAUUCCUGGAUGCAAAUCUAAAAGGCCUUUUUGUUCCACAUAUUCAUGUGGAGAACAAAAUACCAGAGAUUGGGUCCGUGUGCACCAUUGUAAAUGCGGAGGAUGACAAGUUGAAAGGAGAACGUGGUAUGAGGGAGACUGACCAGGCUGAAUCUUCUCUUCAGUCAGGAAAAACACUUCCUUCAUCUGGCUAUGUCGUUUCAGGACCUACUCUUACAGAAACUAAACACUCUGGCCGUCAGCUUUGCUGUUUAUGUAAAAAAUGGGCCAAUUACAAACACCUUGGAGAUCUUUAUGGGCCUUACUAUCCUGCCGAAUAUGCUGCCAAGCUUCCCAAAAACCAGCCCCAGACCCACGCAAAAACUCCUUUAUUAGCUUGUAGAGAGAAUAUGAUUGGGGAGACCAGCACCAUUGCCUCUUCCUACACUACCAAUAAACCUUUAUCCUGGGAAAUGAUCCCUGAUAUAAGACCUAUUCCAGAUCUAAAAAGAGAGAGAGAUUUUGACGUUGAGCAACAGCCGGUGCCAAUGCAGCUGCAAGGGCAGCCAGCAGACGAAGGCCAACAACGACCGCAACACCGAAAGCUGACCUCACACCCACGCUUUAAACGGAGGCACAAAUCUAGUGAGAAGUCUCCCAGAAUGGUGCCCUCCAACAGUAAGGCGUCACUGCCGUUCCAGCCUCCGCCACCAGCUUUGGACUCCCUGGGCCCAUUGGCUCAGCUUGCCCAGUUGCCCCAGAUGCCCAUGGACCCUGAGGAGCUAUGGGUUCAUGAAGGAUGCAUCGUGUGGACCAGUGGCGUAUACCUUGUCAAUGGGAGACUUUAUGGCCUGCAAGAGGCACUAGAUGGCGCCAGAGAAACGAGCUGUUCAUACUGUGAGAUGGUUGGCUCCACCCUGGGCUGCUACAGUAAAGGCUGUAUACGUCGAUAUCACUAUCUCUGUGCCAUUGAAACAGAUUGUUCUCUCAAUGAAGAUAACUUCUCACUGCGGUGUCCGAAGCACAAGGUAAAAUAG